AGCCCUCGGAGAAGGGGCGUCACUUUUGAAGUGACUUCACCGCGUGCGGUCGGGUGCCGCGAGGUGGCCCGGCACGCCUGAGCUCCAGGCGGGACCGCACGUGGGCGCCGCGCUUCCCAGGUGGGCGCGUGGCAGCCCCGCCUGCGCCCGCACCGAUGCUCGCCCUCCGCGCGGCGCUGGGACUCUUGCUCGUGGGGGUGCUCCGAGCCUUCCCACAGGAUGGACACCUCCAGGCCUCCUGUGCCAGAGCCUCCAACCGCUACUACGACAAGGCUUCCAGAGCAUGUUGCUACCGCUGCCCCCCAGGACAGUCCCCAGUGAAGACGCGGCCGUGCCCGCAGGGUCCUGCUGACUGCAGGAAGCGGUGUGACCACGACUACUACCUGAGUGCGUCUAACCGCUGCAUGGCCUGUGUGAGCUGCUUGGGAGCAGACCUCGUGGAGAAGGCGCCCUGCUCCCGGGACACCCCCCGCGUCUGCGAGUGCCGGCCCGGCAUGUUCUGCGCCACGUCGGCCUCCAACUCCUGUGCCCGCUGCUCGCCACACUCCGUCUGCCCGGCGGGGCUGGUCGUCAAGUCUCCAGGCACAGCAGAGAAGGACACCGUGUGUGGGCCGCCUUCCCCCGGGGCCGGCCCUGACUGCGCCAACCCAGAGGACUGCAAGACCCUCUCCAGCGACACCACUCCCCAGGCCGAGCCCAUCCUGAUGUCCCCCACCGCCGAGGCCAGGACCACGCUUCAAAGAGGGGUCACCUCCCGCACCCUGGAAGAUGCUUCUCCACUGACCAGGGCUCGCAGACCGCCCUCCUCUGCAGGACCGUCCCCGCCGUGGCCCUGUCCGCAGGGGUCUGCUGACUGCAGGAAGCAGUGUGAUCCCGACUACUACCUGGACGGGACAGGCCGCUGCACGGCCUGUGUGAGCUGUGUGCGAGAUGACCUCGUGGAGAAGGCGCCCUGCUCCCGGAACUCCCCCCGCGUCUGCGAGUGCCGGCCCGGCAUGUUCUGCGCCACGUCAGCCACCAACUCCUGUGCCCGCUGCGUCGCCCGCCCGGCCUGCGCACCAGGGACGGUCGUCCAACCCCAGGGUGUGGCUGAGGGGGAGCCCACCCAUGAGCCGCCUCCCCCGGGGACCCACGCCAACUGCAGCACCCCAGGAAGCCGUGAGGCUCCUGCCAGCACGGCCGCCGCCCUGAGCCCCCUGGUGGACUCCCGCACCAGCAGGACGCUGCCCGCCUCCACCGUCUCUCUCCCCCCCACCGGAAAGCCCAUCCUGGACCCAGGACCUGUGCUCUUCUGGAUGAUCAUGGUACCCGUGCUGGUGGUGGGUUCCAGCUUCUUCCUCCUGUGUCACCAGAGGGCCUGCAGGAGACGGUUUCGGCAGAAGCUUCAGCUGUGCUACCCAGCCCAGACCUUCGCACCCAAGCUGGAGCUCGUGGAUUCCAGACCCAGGAGGAACCUGACGCCCCGGAGAAGCGAGCUGGUGACGGAGCCAGGCACAGAAGAGCGGAGCUUCGUGAGCCCCCCGGCCGUGGAGACCUGUGACAGUGUGGGGACAGCUUGUCCAAGCAGCCUGCCCCUGCUGGGCUCCAGCCCCGCUGGGGUCCCCUCGUCCCCCAGGGACGCUGAGCCCCCAGUGUCCACAGAGCACACCAAUAACAAGAUUGAGAAAAUCUACAUCAUGAAGGCCGACACAGUGAUCGUGGGGACCGUGAGGACGGAAGCGUCUGAGGGCCGGGGCCCGGUGGGGCCUGUGGGGCCUGAGGAGGCAGAGCUGGAGGUGGACCAUGUCCCCCACUACCCAGAGCAGGAGACGGAACCGCCUCUGGGCAGCUGUGGGGACGUCAUGUUCUCUGUAGAGGAGGAAGGGAAGGAGGACUUCGGGCCCACGGUGGCCUCGGGGAAGUGAGGCCCAAACUGGGCUGGGGCAGGGGGGCAGCUAGCUGCCCCUUGGAGGCCAGGGGACAGAAGACCAGGUGGCUUGAACUGAGAUCCCAGCGUCUGGUAGUGGCAGGGGUGGGGCACCCUGCCUUUCCGCUGCUGCCGAGAGCACUGGUCUCCACCAUGGCAUUGGACACACCAUCAGGGCCAGCCCAUCGAGGCAGCCGGCCCGAGGCUGGUUCCAGGCCCCGUCCACCACCCUGUGCCCUCUCUACUCUCCCGGGGCCCUGCUGGCGUGCUGCCGGUCGUUACUGUAAACGUGGCUCCCGUGGGGCACGGAGCCAGCGCCUGUGGUUUUUUCUCCUGAGUCAGAAGGGAAGUCGAGGGGCGGGUGUUGUCCCAUCUGGGCUGCAGUCGCACUGCUCUCGGCUCCGAGGAGAGGGUGCAGCUGGCCCCAGCCCUCCACGGGCUGAGCGGGACCUUCCUUGUGCUGCCCCCUGUCCCGGCUCCGCAGCCCCGAUCAAUCCAUUCCUCUUAGACUGUCCCCACCUGUCCCCGAAACAGGGGGCCUUUUAGGGCAGACCCUCAGCACUGCGGCACCCCCACCCUGAGUGCAGACCCUGCGCCCAGUGCUGCUGGAGAAGGGCCUCUCAGCUUUGCCCAGGGACUUCCUCCCCGUGUGGAGGUGGGGAGCUGCAGCCCCGCCAGGGCCUCGGCUGCUCUUCGGCACCUCCCAUUCUGUCCUG
Molecule: messenger RNA, 2622 nt
Organism: Sciurus carolinensis (gray squirrel)
Lineage: Eukaryota; Metazoa; Chordata; Mammalia; Rodentia; Sciuridae
Gene: Tnfrsf8
Product: TNF receptor superfamily member 8
Exons: 15
Coding region: 156-1904 (582 amino acids)
Biological process (GO): signal transduction
Molecular function (GO): transmembrane signaling receptor activity; protein binding
Source: RefSeq, a predicted model, not a curated record